AUGGGCAACAGCACCAUAUUGACAGCGAUCUGGAUGGAAGAAACACUUCAUGAACCCAUGUAUUUCUUUCUUUCCAUGUUGGCUAUCAGUGAUCUUGGCCUCUGUGCUACCACAUUACCUACUAUUCUUAAGCUUUUCUGGUUCAAUGAUCAUGAGAUAGACUUUGACGUGUGCCUUGUCCAGAUGUACUUUAUCCACAUCUUCUCCAUGAUGGAGUCAGGUAUCCUACUGUCUAUGGCUUUUGACCGCUAUAUAGCCAUCUCCAAUCCUCUCAGAUACACUGCCAUCCUCAACAGUACCUCUACUGUGAAAAUUUCCAUGGGGUUUGUGUCACGGGCAAUCAUUGUUCUCAUCCCAGCCCCUGUUCUUAUUAAGCAACUCAAGUUUUGUGAGGCCAAUGUACUUUCCCAUUCCUACUGUCUACACCCAGAUAUUAUCAGGCUCUCCUGCUCUGACCAUCAUAUUAAUAACUUCUUAGGACUCACUGUAAUCAUCAUCACAUUUGGGGUUGAUUCUGUGCUCAUCCUGCUCUCCUAUGUAAAGAUCCUGACCACAGUGCUAGGUAUCGCCUCCCAGAAGGAACGAGUCAAGGCACUCAACACCUGUGUCUCACACAUCUGUGCUGUGCUGCUGGUUUACAUCCCCCUGUUGGGUGUGUCUAUCAUUCACCGCUUUGUAAAGCAUGCCCCCCCUAUGGUUCAAGUCAUCAUGGGCUAUGUCUACUUGUUGGUGCCUCCUGUGCUCAACCCAGUUGUCUACUGCAUCCAGACCCAUGAAAUACAUAUGAAAAAUUCUCAUGAAUUUGACUGCAAGAUCUUCAAAGCAAGGAGAAACUAA
Choloepus didactylus (southern two-toed sloth) is the source of this 837-nucleotide messenger RNA. Its product is annotated as olfactory receptor 51I1-like. NCBI's taxonomy places the organism in Eukaryota, Metazoa, Chordata, Mammalia, Pilosa, Megalonychidae. Gene Ontology annotation, biological process: G protein-coupled receptor signaling pathway. The coding region runs from base 1 to 837 and encodes 278 amino acids. The record is from RefSeq and is a predicted model, not a curated record. The transcript has 2 exons. Gene Ontology annotation, molecular function: olfactory receptor activity; G protein-coupled receptor activity. Gene Ontology annotation, cellular component: membrane.